Bombus impatiens (common eastern bumble bee) is the source of this 2119-nucleotide messenger RNA. It is a transcript of the gene fuss, whose product is annotated as SKI family transcriptional corepressor 2. The transcript has 7 exons. Gene Ontology annotation, biological process: negative regulation of transcription by RNA polymerase II; negative regulation of BMP signaling pathway. Gene Ontology annotation, molecular function: DNA-binding transcription factor activity, RNA polymerase II-specific; SMAD binding; RNA polymerase II cis-regulatory region sequence-specific DNA binding. The record is from RefSeq and is a predicted model, not a curated record. Gene Ontology annotation, cellular component: transcription regulator complex; nucleus. NCBI's taxonomy places the organism in Eukaryota, Metazoa, Arthropoda, Insecta, Hymenoptera, Apidae. The coding region runs from base 450 to 1997 and encodes 515 amino acids.
UUGAUCUUCCGCGUCCGUUCCACUUUUUCGUGGGAUCUCCGUUUCUUCGUGGUUCAGCGAGGUGAAAAGAGGAAUAUUUUCAACAGAUCGAAUUAUUACAGGAACGAACCUAGGAAAUUUUCGUGGUGAUCCCUAAAGCCUUCUUCGAUCUUCCGCGACGUUGCGUUUUAUCGUGGAACUUAUAUUCCCUUAUGGUUUGACGAGCUGGUCAGAAACAUAUUAGUAGAUUUAGUUACUAUGAAGAAACACAUAUCAGUAAGUUAGAAAUUGUUAUGUAGAUUCGUGUGAACGCGACAUUUCCAAAUACAACGAUUUGACAAAUUGGAAGAGAGAGAAAUAGGAAAAGAGGGUUGAUUUUUGAUUGCGGGAUUUUCGUGGCCGGAUUAUACGUGACCCAGGAUCAGUGAUCGACGAAGGAGGAGAUUUAGAAGGCUUGAUUAAACAGUAGAAUGGAUGGGCCGGCGGUAUUAUCGAUGCCGCCGAUAACCGCGCCCCAAAAAUCAGCACAAUCGCCGCAGCCACAGUCGCAUUCGAAAUCCAAUCAGGAGUUGCAGGUGGGCACUGUAUCUCUCUAUGGCAUUCACAUCGUGUCCCUGGUGAUCGAGGGUCAAGAAAGGCUAUGUUUGGCUCAGAUAAGCAACACGUUGCUGAAACAGUUCAGUUACAACGAGAUUCACAAUCGCAGGGUAGCUUUGGGCAUCACCUGCGUGCAAUGCACUCCCGUCCAGUUAGAAAUCCUCCGUCGAGCCGGCGCUAUGCCCGUUUCCUCCAGAAGAUGCGGCAUGAUUACGCGAAGGGAAGCCGAGCGUCUCUGCAAAUCGUUCCUCGGCGACAAUGCGCCGCCUAGAUUACCAGAAGACUUCGCUUUCUCGGUGCACCACGAAUGCGCCUGGGGCUGUCGAGGCGCGUUUCUACCAGCUCGCUAUAACAGUUCGCGUGCGAAAUGCAUCAAGUGCGCCUACUGUGGCCUCUUCUUCUCCCCCAACAAGUUCAUCUUCCAUUCACACCGAAUCGGCCCAUCGGACAAAUACGUGCAACCGGACGCGGCGAAUUUCAAUUCCUGGCGUCGUCACAUGAAACUUUCCGGAAAUCCGCCGGACGAGGUGGUGCACGCGUGGGAGGAUGUGAAAGCAAUGUUCAACGGCGGCACUAGAAAGCGAUUGCUUAAUAAUCCAACGUCAAGGGAAUCGCCAAGUCCUGCAAAGCAGCCGAGAUCAUCGCCUACGGCGCAAAUUCCGACCCUCGUGCCGUCGCCCACGCAUCCACGUGUCCCUCCAUUUCCAGAAUUACCUCUACCGUUGUCUAGAAGCUUGGUGAUGGACUAUGUGUGGCAUCAACAUCAACAGGCUGCCGCUGUUGCUGCCGCCAAAACACCCGGUUUUCCAUUUUCACCCUACGCUCUCCCGUGGCUCGCUAAGAGAGGACCAGUGCUCUUUCCUGGUCCUCUACCACCGCCAAUAAGCGGUUCCAAUCCAACCGAACCGCUUAUACCAACGGUGAAUCCAUCAUUGCAUCAGUCUGCCUUUCGUCCUGUGAUUCGUGGACCACCGAUAGUUGAAUCGGUGACUCAAGAACAACCAUCGGAUACCUCGGUAUCCCAAAAAGAAGAUAAUUCUGACGACGAAGUGGAUAUAGAGACAACAGAAGACGAUCCAGUGACACCUUUAAACAUUACUGCACAGAAUCUUCAUUCCGUUUCAAAUUCAGCUACCAGUAGUCAUAGUGGUCGUAAUUCGCCACAGUGUUGGAGUCCUCCUCGAGAAACGGAACGAGAAGCUGAAAAGGUAGCAGAGGAGACAGCAGCUAUGCGUGACGUUAAACCAGAACUUCAACCUGCAAGAAGUCCCGACACCUGGCAAGGGAAUAGCUUUUACCGGCAUCUCAAUGUAAUAAAAGGAAGUGAGCCGAACGAGAGAACGAGUGCGGAUUGUUCCGCUUGCCAUCCACGAGGAAUAUUUUACGGCCAGAUUCAUAGCCCGUCUGCGCCCACUAAUUAAUCGACACGAGAUGCAGUAGCAGCUGAAAGAGGAUGAAGAGAAGUAGUGUGAGGGUUGGAGGUUAAAGAGAGAGAGGGAGAGAGGGAGAGAGAAAGGAUGGAAAGAAAAAGAAGAGGAAAAGA